UUAAAUGAAGUUACUUUAUUGUUGGCAAGAUGGUUUUGACAUAUCUACAGUUUUUCCAGCUUAUUGUUAUCAUUCUUUCUGUUUAUGGCUAUACCGUGGCACUGGAAAAACAACUGCUUUGUACAUCUCCUGACAUUGAUAUUUUAUAUUCCUAUUGUGGCUCUGGGAGAGAUAACUUCCUCUUUUCAGCGAAGCCAUGUUUGUUACGGGGUCGUUCAGAAUGGCAGGGCACUAUUUUCUGGAUUCCAAAGGCUGAUUUGACCGUUGUCAAUGUACGCGUACUGUUGUUGAAUGGGCCUUCCAAAGACUUUAAAUGGGAGAGUACUAUUUGUUAUGGUGUGGAUGAUGACUAUUCAUUUUGUGGAACUUUGAAGGGAGAAACAAUCAAUGCAACUGUGAAAAUGAGAGGAUCGGGGUCAAACUAUCUGCAGUUUUUAAAGGGCGAAUUUACUAUAUUUCUUGAAUUAUUCACAGGUCUCAAUGAGUUGGUAACUUGUGUGAAUUACACACUGAUCCUUAAGUAGGGAUUACUUUGGAGAGCAGGCUUUGGUAAAUCCUCAUAGCAUUUGAUCCUUGAAAUUGUGGAAUUGUACCAUCAAUAUAAUUAGCCAAAAACAAAUGUAAGAUGAAGAUAAAUAUUCAUUAUAUAUGAGGCAACAUGAAACUUUAAUAAAGUGUGUUGCUUGACAAAACUCCAAAACAAUCCGUCUAUUAAAACUAUUUCACAAAGCCAUGUUGUUCUUUUGCUUCAAAGAAUGAAGUAAGUUGAUUUCAGUUCCUCUGCUUCAGAACCCUUCCAGACCUCAAAGUUUGCACUAGGAGGACACUGAGGGAAGCCUGUGAACCAAGGGACAUUAUGGGCCAUUGUGAAGAACAAGUGGUGUCUUUUUUCCUUAAUGUACUAAAUAAAGCACAGAAAACACAGUCUUAACCUAGCCUGUGGAUUAAAUCAUCCAUGUUGGUAGCCAUCACAUCAAAAAGAUACACUCAUGGAUAUAAAGUUGCAAUUAGAAAUGUAAAGAUAA
This is a messenger RNA of Thamnophis sirtalis, 1025 nucleotides long. It is a transcript of the gene LY96, whose product is annotated as lymphocyte antigen 96. The record is from RefSeq and is a predicted model, not a curated record. Gene Ontology annotation, molecular function: Toll-like receptor 4 binding; lipopolysaccharide immune receptor activity; lipopolysaccharide binding. Lineage: Eukaryota; Metazoa; Chordata; Lepidosauria; Squamata; Natricidae. Gene Ontology annotation, cellular component: lipopolysaccharide receptor complex. Gene Ontology annotation, biological process: positive regulation of lipopolysaccharide-mediated signaling pathway; toll-like receptor 4 signaling pathway; innate immune response.